Oreochromis aureus is the source of this 1074-nucleotide messenger RNA. RefSeq names its product photoreceptor outer segment membrane glycoprotein 2-like. Lineage: Eukaryota; Metazoa; Chordata; Actinopteri; Cichliformes; Cichlidae. The record is from RefSeq and is a predicted model, not a curated record. The coding region runs from base 1 to 1074 and encodes 357 amino acids. The transcript has 3 exons. Gene Ontology annotation, cellular component: membrane. Gene Ontology annotation, biological process: visual perception.
AUGGCAGUUGGGAAGGUGACAUUUACCAAGGUGGAGAGAGAGAAGCUAGCUGAGGUUCUCUGUCUGCUUAAUUGGAUUUCUGUAGUGACAGGAACUAUCCUCUUUGGCCUUGGCUUGUUCCUCAGAGUAGAGAUUCAAAAAUGGCAAGAAGUGAUGUCGGAGCAGGGAAUCCUCUAUGUGCCACAUAUGCUGAUCACCACAGGACUAGCAGCCUGCUGCAUCAACUUUUUCGGUGGCAAGAUCUGCCUGGACUGCGCCGACACCAACAAGUUCCUGCGCUGGAAGCUGGUGAUGAUGCCGUACAUCAUAUGCACCUUCUUCUUCACCUCUUGCAUCCUAGCAGGGGCACUCAUGUGCUAUGGCAUUCGCAGCCAAAUGGAGGAAUCCCUGUUUAUGGGCCUGAGGAAUGCCAUGCGAUACUACAAAGACACAGACACUCCGGGCCGCUGCAACCUGAAGAGAACUGUGGACCUACUGCAGAUCCAGUUCCAGUGCUGUGGGAACACAGGAUACCGAGACUGGUUCCAGAUCCAGUGGAUCAGCAGCCGCUACCUGGACAUGAGCAGCAGUGCUGUGGUAGAUCGUAUGAGGAGUAAUGUGGAGGGGAAGUACCUGAUGGACGGUGUUCCCUUCAGCUGCUGCAGCACCUUCUCCCCUUGGCCCUGCAUCCAGCACCAUCUCAGCACCAGCUCAACCCAAGACGAGCAAAGCCGGCAGCUGAACCUGUGGAGGCGGGGCUGCCGACAGGCCCUGCUGGACCACUACACCGGCAUCAUGCAGUCAAUCGGCCUCACCGUGCUGCUCAUCUGGCUUUUUGAGCUGCUGGUUCUGACAGGUGUCCGUUAUCUGCAGACGGCCAUGGAGAACGUUCUCCGGCUGGGUGAUCCAGAGUCGGAAUCAGAUGGUUGGUUUCUGGAAAACAGCCUGGCAGAAACGGCCCGGUCCAAUUUUAACAUUAUUAAGAACCUGGGAAAGUGUUACCAGGUCGACGACGACCCAAACAUCAACGUCCCGACUGCUGCUGCAGAGGAGGAACUGCCAUCACAGCAGGUCCAAGUCCUCGUGACCAGCUAG